UACAGUGGCUGUAUUAUACGAUAGCGCAGCGCGUAUUUCUCGCAAUCCAUAAAAAAUUAAACGGAAAUCGUCGUGUGCCAUGGGUUAUUCUAAAUUCAGCGGCUGUCGUUAAAAAAUUUAAUUUUACACCAAAUAAAAUACGACAGCAGAUUCGGUUUCAAAAUGAAUUCAUCGACAGAUCCGUCUGUUUUAGAUUUAAAUACAAGUUUAAGCAGUUCGACAAAUUCAUAUGCAACUAGUGUUAGUUUGGAACCAUUCCAAGGAUUAGAUUCAGAGGAUUAUUACGCCUGCGGCACAUUUAACUGCUCUCCCACCGAGUUUGUGGCUUUCGUCCUUGGUCCACAGACCUUACCACUUUAUAAGGCAGUUUUGAUAACAAUUAUAUUUGGAGGCAUUUUUAUAACUGGGGUCAUAGGAAACCUAUUAGUAUGCAUUGUGAUUAUUCGACACUCGGCAAUGCACACGGCGACCAACUACUAUCUCUUCAGUUUAGCAGUCUCUGAUUUGCUUUACUUACUCUUUGGACUACCAACAGAAGUGUUUUUGUACUGGCACCAGUAUCCAGAUCUCUUCGGCAUGCCAUUUUGCAAAAUACGCGCAUUUAUUUCGGAGGCAUGUACAUAUGUAUCCGUAUUUACCAUCGUUGCAUUUUCAAUGGAACGAUUUUUGGCCAUUUGUCAUCCAUUGCAUUUAUAUGCCAUGGUUGGCUUCAAACGUGCAAUCCGGAUAAUAACAGCUUUGUGGAUUGCAAGUUUCAUAAGUGCCAUACCAUUUGGAUUGCUCUCGGAUAUUCAAUACCUUAAAUAUCCCUUAGAUGACUCCCGCAUUGAGGAAUCCGCAUUCUGCUCAAUGUCGCCUGAGAUUGUGAAUGUAAUACCAGUAUUUGAAGUAUCCUUUUGCAUAUUCUUCGUCAUCCCGAUGAUACUUAUAAUGAUACUUUACGGCCGAAUGGGAGCAAAGAUUCGAUCUCGAACAAAUCAAAAAUUGGGUGUUCAACACGGCACCAAUAACCGAGAAACACGAAACUCACAAAUGAGAAAGAAGGCAGUAAUACGAAUGUUGGCCGCUGUGGUGAUUACAUUUUUCGUUUGCUGGUUUCCGUUUCACCUGCAACGACUUAUAUUCCUAUAUGCCAAGAAUUUGGAAAAUUAUUUGGAUAUAAACGAAGCACUCUUUUCUAUUGCGGGGUUCGCCUACUACGUUUCGUGCACCAUAAACCCAAUAGUAUAUAGUGUGAUGUCACGUCGCUAUAGGGUCGCAUUCAGAGAACUUCUCUGCGGAAAAGCCGUGGGUGCAUAUUAUAAUAGUGCAUUUGCAAGGGAUCAUUCGAGUUUCCGGGAAAGUACUCACACAAGUCUGGGUAACAACAUAAAUUAUGACCGAGUUCAUUCCGUUCAUGUUAGGUCAAGUCGGCAACAAAAUAACAAAAACGAAGCGGACUCUGCAAAUAGAGUGUUAAUAAAGAAAACAUAUAGUCUUCCGCUACCAAAGAAUGUGGAUUCCACUGUUCUUAGUACUGACAUUGUCAUCGUGCUGGAAAAUAGCUCCACUGCUCGUCAUACACUUUGCGAAGAACCCAAAGUUGAGAACGAUAUUUGGAUCGAAAAUGAGGAAACUUGUAUUUAAGCGGAACCCAUUUCACACUUAAAGUAUUAACUAUGACGUCGAGUGAAAAACCCAAGGUUAUGUGCACAUCUUUUUUUUAUAGUUAAGUUGUGUUUAUGUAGGUCCAAAUAAGUUAGUCUGUUCCAGGAAUUCGACUAAUUUAGAAGCACAGAUGGAGAUUAAAUUAUUACCAAUAUAUCUCUUUUAUUGAAUAAAAAAGUAGAACAUUUUACAAUUUUUAUCUACUGUCAUUAAUUUAUUAAGUAUUUUGGUUAUAUUUGCGCUACACCUUUCCAUCUUUUAAAAUUUCCUCAGCGCAAAACAAUGUUAAAACUUGAUUAACUAAAACUUGUAAGCCAUCUGGAAAUAACAGGGCUUUUAUGAAUGAAUACAUUAACAAAUGUUUACGGUUUCAAACGUUUUGCAUAACAAUGAUCGAAAUUAUCGUUUUCAUGUCUUGUUCUCUCAAAAAAAGCAAUGCCAAAUUGACGGCAAAAGCGAAAGUUGUACCCAUUAUCCCAGUAUCUAUAAUUAAAAUAAAUUUUCACUUUUUCUCGAAGAUAAAAUGCCAGAGGUAAAUAGACACUAAAUUUAAUAAUCUCUUGUUCGGUGAUCUGGCAUUCUUUAUGAGCUAGUUAGAGUUGGAACUUUGAGGGUUUUCCGAAACCAGAUGCCACCAAUUACGCAUAGGAUUUCCAAAAUGUUUUUUCCCCAAUCAGCUCCGAUUUACUUUCACCUGCACUUAAGAUAACCGAAUUAAAAGCUAAAUCUGGGGAAUAUAUAUGAUCUGUCGCAUCUGAAGCGAUACCACUGUGCCCCGAGGU
This is a messenger RNA of Drosophila rhopaloa, 2429 nucleotides long. Its product is annotated as neuropeptides capa receptor. Gene Ontology annotation, cellular component: plasma membrane. Gene Ontology annotation, biological process: neuropeptide signaling pathway. The transcript is spliced from 10 exons. Gene Ontology annotation, molecular function: neuromedin U receptor activity. Lineage: Eukaryota; Metazoa; Arthropoda; Insecta; Diptera; Drosophilidae. The coding region runs from base 163 to 1626 and encodes 487 amino acids. The record is from RefSeq and is a predicted model, not a curated record.